AUGGGCAAGAAGAAAUCCUCCGCGCCGCCCGAGUCGCACCUCGUCCUGCCCCCGCACCCCGCGCGACCAACACCGACCCUCGCGCCGAUCGUCGACACCCACACCCACCUCACCAUCUUCGACUUCGUCCGCGCGCUCUACCCUCCCGCCGCGGUGCGAGCGAUCGUCGACGUCUGGUGCGACCCGGCAGAGAACGGGCUCUGGCGCGAGCUCGCGGACUCCGCGCUCGAGGAGGCGGACCGUCGCGACAAGUGGGGCGGGGUCGAGUAUUGGUUCGUUAUGGGUGUUCACCCACAUGAAGCCAAGAACUACACCGACGAUGUGGAACGCGCGAUUCUAGAGGCGAUGGCCCAUCCGCGCUGUGUCGGCUGGGGCGAAAUGGGGCUCGAUUACCACUACGACAACUCCCCACGCGAUCUCCAGCAAGAGGUCUUCAUCCGCCAGCUGAAGCACGCCGUCCGGCUCGGGAAGCCGCUCACGAUCCACACCCGCGAGGCCGAAGAGGACACUGAGCGCAUUCUCAAGGAGCACGUCCCAACAGACCACAAGGUCCACAUACACUGCUACACCGACUCUCCCAAGUGGGCCGAGCGCAUGCUCGCGCACUUCCCUAACCUCUACAUCGGCAUCACAGGCGUGAUCACGUAUGCAUCGAACCUGAACACGGCUGAGGUCGUCCGGCGCCUCGCCGCAGCGUCCCUGCGGACCGACGCGGCGCUCCGGAUUCUGCUCGAGACCGACGCGCCGUUCAUGGUGCCCGCGACGCUCUACCCGUCGCUGCCGACGCUCAAGGGCCGCCUCCCGCUCUCGCACUCGGCGAUGAUCCCGUGGACGGCGCAGUUCGUCGCGGACGUCGCGAACGAGCACGCGUGGACGCGGGGCGAGCCGCCCUACAACGCGCUCCGCGUCCUCCGCGAGGGCGAGGCGAACGCGAAGGCGGUUUACGGCGUGUAG
Epithele typhae is the source of this 954-nucleotide messenger RNA. RefSeq lists its product as uncharacterized. Gene Ontology annotation, molecular function: hydrolase activity, acting on ester bonds. The transcript is spliced from 7 exons. The coding region runs from base 1 to 954 and encodes 317 amino acids. The record is from RefSeq and is a predicted model, not a curated record. Lineage: Eukaryota; Fungi; Basidiomycota; Agaricomycetes; Polyporales; Epitheliaceae.